AAAAAAAAAAAAAAAAAACUGAAAAGUAACCGCGGUAAUUUAUUUUUUUCUCUCUCCUACUUUUCCUUUUCCCCACUCGCUCCCCUCACUUCCGUUUCACUAUUUUCGUUUCAAAUAUUUUCGCCACGCUUCGUCUUCUUCCCCUCACUGCCGCUUUUUCGUUUCUUCGCUGACACUGACCUAGGGUUAGUUCCUUUCCCAUUUUUCUCUCAAUCUUUCUCAUUUUUCUCGCAUUCUUCCCCACUCUUCCUCCAUUGUUCAACAUUGUCUUUCAUUUACCGAAGUGUUUUUAAAUUUUUGUCUUGUCUGUCUCUGUUAAUUUUCAGAAAAUGGGAUCCAAAAAAACGACGAAAUUGGGAAAAGAAGAAAGAGAAGGGAAGAAACGAAAAGCUACUAGUGAAGAACGUUUUUUUGAGGUCUUUGAAAUUAUUCUUAACUACAAUGGAGACUUUGAAUGGUUUGGUUAUUUUAAUGAGGAUGUGGCUGUCAGAAAAUUUCAUAUUGAGGAUAUAGGAUUAAAUAGUCUAGAUAAGUGGUUACUUGAAUUGAAGGUUCAGGGAUUGCUAAUGUAUUAUUGGAGGCGGGCUGGCAUGUAUACUGAAGAAUUAAUUCCUAUGGAAAACGAUGACCAUGUCAUGGACAUGGCACUGGCUGGGGCACAAGAUGGUAGUGUUGAUGUGUAUGUUAGGAAGUUAAGCUGUGAUGACGUGUGCAACCUAAGGCCUGUAUUUGGACAAACAUUAUUUGAGUUGAAAGAACUUGAAGAUGGGGAUGAUGCAUUGGAGCUGCAGGCUGUUGCUGAGGCUGAACCAGUGCAGGUGCUGCAGAUUGAAGGUCCCGGUGAACCAAUGGAGGUGCUGCAGAUUGAAAGUCCUGGUGAACCAGUGGAGGUGCUGCAAAGUGAAGUUGUUGAUGAACCUGAAGUUGUUGAUGAACCCCUGGAGAAGCAGCAGUCUGGUGGUUCAGACUGA
Molecule: messenger RNA, 971 nt
Organism: Mercurialis annua (annual mercury)
Lineage: Eukaryota; Viridiplantae; Streptophyta; Magnoliopsida; Malpighiales; Euphorbiaceae
Exons: 2
Coding region: 330-971 (213 amino acids)
Source: RefSeq, a predicted model, not a curated record